UUUGGCAAUACACUACAACAGAUGUUGACAACAUGUAAGUACAGUGAGGUGUCAGGACAAAGGAACAUUGAGGUAGAUGCUGUACAUGUUUGUAGUUACGUGAUGAAGAUGUUUGCCAUGCAGCCACAUGUUAUACACGAGAUGAGUGAACACUACCAGACCAAACAAAAACUUACAGAGGAUGAAAUAUCCAGACUUAUACAAUGUCAAAAUCUUCUGGUUUCAUAUGACUUCUGCCAUGAACUAUACAGAAGUGCCUUUGAUUUAGAAAGUCAUUUACAGCCAGAGAAGUUCCAUAAGGAUGUACAGAAGGAGAUGUAUAAUUUAUUUAUGCCGUUAGAAAUUCACAAUGAGGAUUGGAUCUGGUGCUCAGACCCAGUACUCUGGAUCGGUCGAUCACAUGCAGCUGCCUAUUACCAGAACAUCUGGUCAGAGAUGUUGGCUGCAAACAUAUUUGAAGAGUUUGAGAAAGGAGGUAUAGAUAAUGAAAAACAUAUCUCCAAAGUUGGGAAAAGGUUUCGUGAUACAUACCUAUCAUUAGGUGGAGGUUUGGAAGCUAAACUUGUUUUCCGAUAUUUCAUGGGACACGAUCCAUCUUUUGAGUGUUUAAUUAAUAGGUAUAUAAAGGAAAGUGACUUAAAAUAGAUGGAAACUUUCGACAGGAGAAUUUGACACAAUUCUUGUAUGAGGAAAGAGAUUGUAUGUGAUAAUACUGGACUAAAAUGACAUAUCUCUACAACUAACACAAUGUUAAAGUAUUUGUGUAUGGCAGUACUAUUGUUAAUACAAUGUAGAUGAAGAUAUACAGAAUUGUUUAUAAUAUAUCUGGUUGCUUCAGAGUUGCCCACCUAUACUUUCAAGUUGUAGAUUACCUCUGUUACAAAGUUCAAAUUCAUUCUGCUUUAUUAAAACUUUGUGUUGUAUUGUUGCUAUGGAGAUUUUCAUAUCUGCUCAAAUUCUUAUGUUACAUGUAUGUUUAAGGUGUCCAUGGCCGAGUGGUUUAGGUUGUUGACUUUAAACUUCUGGCCCUUCACCACUGUGAGUUGGGAUUCUGCCAAGGUUUCCCGAUUCUUUCAUGCGAGAAAGAUAUUGAGCCAGCAAAGUGAAUGUCUGUGGUUCUACUCAUGCACAGAGGAGUGCUUUAGGUCUUAUGCAUCAGUUAAGCUGGAUAGUUACAUUAAUGAAUUGAUAGAAAUUUGUCAACUUAUGAUAGUAGUGUAAUAUAAAUAUUCAAUAUCUGUCUUCAUAUAGUUUACAUGUUUGUUACUAUAUUACCACCUUAUACUUCCAUCAGUUUGUAUCGCUGUAGAGAGGUUCUGUAUUAAUGUUUUAUGUUAGUGAUAUCUUUAUAACUUACAAAAGAUGUAAAAAGUAUUGAAUACUAAAAUGUCUUAUGAUUGAUAUACAAAAAAAAUGUAAUAUUUAUGUCCUUCAGCAUGGAAUACAAAUGUUUCAACUAACCCAGGUUAGUUCAGUAGAACAUUUUAUUAUAUAUCUAUAUUAUUUUUGAUAAAAAUACAUUUUUAACCUAAAGAAAAUAAAUUCACUUGUUAAUGGGGCAAAUAUUGCAGCUACCAGGGUCAGACAGUAAUUAUGAUAAUGACCUUAUGGUUAAUUAAUAUUCAUGAAGGAGAUAUACAUGCUGGUACAAGAAUGAAAGAAUAUUUCUAUGAGUAUUUGUUGGUGUAUGUAACUGAAAUAUUGAUAAUCAUGGUUCAAGACUCGUAGAAACAAAUAUCCUGAAUUUGUUCUGUAGAUUUCUGUUCAUUUAAUAAUGUUUGUUACUGGAGUGAAUAUUUUAAGUUGUUACCUCCAUUCAUUGUACACUCUAACUCC
Molecule: messenger RNA, 1836 nt
Organism: Ruditapes philippinarum (Manila clam)
Lineage: Eukaryota; Metazoa; Mollusca; Bivalvia; Venerida; Veneridae
Exons: 5
Biological process (GO): proteolysis; peptide metabolic process
Molecular function (GO): metalloendopeptidase activity
Source: RefSeq, a predicted model, not a curated record